Sphaerodactylus townsendi is the source of this 1763-nucleotide messenger RNA. RefSeq names its product COMM domain containing 4 (gene COMMD4). The transcript has 8 exons. The record is from RefSeq and is a predicted model, not a curated record. Lineage: Eukaryota; Metazoa; Chordata; Lepidosauria; Squamata; Sphaerodactylidae. Bases 89 to 688 code for a protein of 199 amino acids.
CCUGUAGCCCUUCCCUGAUUGGCUGGAGGGGAGGAAUCAGCUGACCGAGCUUUGCAGGGCGGAGGGAAGGAACCCAGUGCAGGAGACCAUGAGGUUCCGGUUCUGUGGCGACUUGGACUGCCCCGAUUGGGUCUUGGCAGAGAUCAGCACUUUGGCUAAAAUAUCUUCCGUGAAACUCAAGCUGAUCUGCGCCCAGGUGCUGAAGGAUCUUCUCGGAGAGGGAAUUGACUAUGAGAAGAUUCUGAAACUGACAUCGGAUGCCAAGCUUGAGUCCGGGGAUGUCAAAGCCACCAUCGCGGUCCUCAACUUCAUCCUCUCCAGCGCUGCCAAGCACAACGUCGACAGCGAAUCUUUAUCCAGUGAGCUGCAGCAGUUGGGGCUGCCGAAAGAACAUGCCACGGGACUGUGCCGAUCCUAUGAGGAGAAGCAGAGCCCCUUACAGGACAGCCUUAGAGGAUGCAGCCUGAGAUUAAACCGCUUGGAUUCCGUGUCCUGGCGCGUGGAUUAUACUCUCAGUUCCAGCGAGCUCCAGGAAGUGAAUGAACCGGUCAUUCACCUCAAGUUAAAUGUGAAGGACGUUGACCGAGGAGGGGUGGAACCGGUGGCGAUGACGUUAUCGGCUGAGAAGUUCCGCGCCCUGCUUGCAGAGCUGAAGCAAGCCCAGGCCAUUAUGAAAACACUUGACUGAGGGAGGGUCUGACAGAUCGACAGCAUCGGACGUGGAAUCUGCGGAUCUUUCAGCCGCUUGGGAAGCAUUCCUUGGACAAUUACUCUAUGGGGGAAUCCCCAUGCGUGUUACGGUGCUUGCCCGUUAUCGGCACAGAGGCCGUUGCAACGAUUCAUUCUUCCAUGCAGAUGUAUUGGCCUGAAAAGGGAGGCAGGUCCUGCCGUUGUUUGGUAGCAGUGGCUCUUUUGACCCCCUAUUUCUGUUUAAAAAAUACUUUUCUUUCUGCCGAUGCACAGCCCUGUUCUCCAGCUCCCACAUACCCGAGAACGCCCAAGUUUCUCCCACCCCUUCUCCUAGAUUUUUCACAAUUAUCACGAGAUUUUUCACAAGUCGUCAAGUCCAGAAUGACCUCCCCUCUGUGGCUAGCGAGCAGGCCCUGCUGGAAGGAAGCGACUUGCGACCGGCACUCUUCCCGGAAGGAACCGACGACGAGGAUUCCCCAGCUAGGACAAACAAGCUAAAGCCCAUGCAAAGCAGGGAUCGUUCUUAAAACAGGGGCUGCCUCACCGCGCCUGCUGAAGCUGUUUGAAAAUCGCUUGGGGGGGACUCAAAAACACUCCGCCUGCAGGCUGUUUGCUGCAGUUUGAAACGUCCCCUGUUCAGUUCACGUGUACAGAAGACUCAAGGAGUUUCUCAGCUCUUGUGCCUUCGUAGCAGGAGGGCUGUGAGUGGGAUUCCACCCUGCCCUUGCCUUUCUGUGUCCGAGGAGACCACGUUGCUCCUCCAGUGGACUUCUAGGGGCUUUCGUUUCUUGGAUCCAUCUUCCCGCUAAUCAGAGAUGUCUCUCUUCCUAGCUACCAUGGGAACAUCUUUAUUGGCAGGUGCCAAAGGGGAAAAGCCUGCCUCCUUUCCAAAUAGGUUUUUUUUGGUGGGGGGGGGGGGUCGACUAGCAGUCCUCUCUGCAGUAGAUCUUGAAAGCUACGCAUCUCUCAAGCGCUCGCCGCUCCCGGUUGAAACAUGAAGUGGUUCCUUUGUUUAAAAAAAGCUGUGUACUUUGAGUCAGAGGGGAGAAAAUAAAUCUUGCUGUGCUGAGAAA